This is a messenger RNA of Spodoptera littoralis (African cotton leafworm), 984 nucleotides long. The record is from the annotation of a GenBank genome assembly. NCBI's taxonomy places the organism in Eukaryota, Metazoa, Arthropoda, Insecta, Lepidoptera, Noctuidae.
AUGGUGGAGGGAGACGUUACCAUAGAUGAAAUCAGUUUCGUGGGAGCACACCUGCCGCAGGACCUGAAUCUGGGAAUACCAAGCACGAACCUUAUUCCUGGGGGUAUUUUCCCCGGUCGCAUUGUUAAAGUGAAAGGUGGCACUACCCUCGCAUCAAAGAGGUUCUCGGUAAACUUACAAUGUGGUCCGAAAAUGUACCCUGGAGAAGACAUAGCGUUUCAUUUCAAUCCUCGCUUCGAUACAAAUAUUCUGGUCCGCAACCACUACGCCGGGUCCAAGUGGGGCACUGAGGAGACCAGUUCUGGAGUGCCGAUGAACAAAGGAGAAUGUUUCGAAAUACUUAUCUAUUGCUAUUAUUAUCGUUUUAAGGUGGAGGUCAAUGGAAAAUGUGUCUGCGAAUUCAACCACCACAUCCCGUUUGGUAAGAUCACCCACAUCAUGGUGGAGGGAGACCUUACCAUAGAUGAAAUCAGUUUCGUGGGAGCACACCCGCCACAGGACCCGAACCUGAAAGUACCAUUCGCGGUUCCUAUUCUAGGGUGUAUGCAACCCGGCCGCUGGAUUAGAGUGAAGGGAACGACCCCUGCUGGAGGAGAGAGGUUCGCGAUAAACCUCCAAUGUGGUCCGAAACUGUAUCCUGACGAAGAGAUAGCCUUCAGUUUUAGCCCUCGUUUCAACCAGGGGAAUAUAGUACUCAACCAUUUCGGUUGCUCGAAGUGGGGCCACGAGGUGACGGAGGGACCCUUGCCGCUCAGCAGUGGAUCACCAUUCGAAUUUUAUAUUUAUUGCUACCAAAAUUCUUUUAAGGUGUUGUUAAACGAACAACAGGUCUGCGAGUUUACUCAUCGGCUCCCGAUACAGAGAAUCACUCACGUCAUGGUGGACGGCGACGCCAUGAUAUUCGAGUUGGACUACGAUUCGCCUGAACACCCGUGUGGACCACCACCAUCUUCCGGCUCCGGAGAAAUUUCUGGUCCCUAUUAA